Babesia sp. Xinjiang is the source of this 2127-nucleotide messenger RNA. RefSeq lists its product as uncharacterized. The transcript has a single exon. NCBI's taxonomy places the organism in Eukaryota, Apicomplexa, Aconoidasida, Piroplasmida, Babesiidae. The record is from RefSeq and is a predicted model, not a curated record. Bases 1 to 2127 code for a protein of 708 amino acids.
AUGUCACACAUGGGCCCAAAUGGCGCCGAUGGCGACCCCUGGCAACAACUAUCAGGGAAGGCUUCAAGACUUCGCGUCCCUAAGCACGCUAUCCUGACGAGAGACACCCCUUUCGGCCGGCACAGACCGGCACCUGAGGUAGUGGAACAUAUGUUAGAUGAUCUAGAAGAUCGUAUGAGAAACUACUUUGUGCUGUACAAUCGGGAACGUGAGAUGCGUAAAGAGGUAGAAGCUACUGCAUAUCGCCUUGAGAAGGAGCUUUUGGCAGAACGUGAGAAGGUGGCAGAAACUAAUAGUAAGAUAGACCAUUUGGAAGCGAAGAUUAAGGCGUUGAUCGGACAGCCGCUCAAAAUAAGAGAAACCAUCGAUAAAAUAGAAAUACUCUACAAUCAAAUGGAUACUCUGGUACAAGCAUUUGUGGGAAUAGGUAGCUGUGCAACAUUGCAAAGCCAAAACCGUGCGGCGUUUCUGCGGUUGUUCUUAGAAUACCUCUACCCGUGCCGGGAUCUAGAUGCACGGCUCAAUACCCUCUACACCGCAAUGUACGCAUCGCUCUCAUGUGCAGGUGGAGCAGUACAACUAACACCUCUGCCGGAACCGGUGGCGCCUGUAAGUGAGGAAACAGCAACGCCCGCGCCGCCACUAAGAGGGCUUUCGAUUACCGUACACCAACUUAUGCUCAAGGUCACAAAUGCGACGUCAGAACCCGGAUGGUACUCAUGCGUUUUCCGAUAUGAUCAUGAACCGGCUGAAUCUAUGGAAACUAAUGCAUCACGAGUUUUGAAGGUCAAUGCACGACCACUAGACAGCGCCUCAGGUGUUAUCGAUUUCAACGAUUGCGUAGAGGUACAUCAGUUGCCCCCUAGGAUACCAAAUGUAAUUCCAAAACUCAUAUUGGACGUUUAUGCCGCGAAAGAAUUAGUGGGCAGUGCCACUGUCUCCAUUGUGGAUGCCAAGACUUUGAACCCACGUGAUCCGUGGGCCAUAGUCAACGCACAGGGUAAUCAUUGCGGUGACGUAAUAGUCACCGUUCGUGGCAUACCCGCCGGUGCCAAGCUACCUGCUGUCGGUUUUGCUCGUCGUAACAAUGAGUUGCUGCUGAGCAGUGUAGCGCCCGCAGAAAGCGAAGACACAUCGAAAUUCGUGGCGACUGUGCCAGACAGCAAGAAGGAGACACGUCCGACUGAUGCCGCUGAUAAAAAGGAUCCGCCGCAACGCGCUGCGAAAACACCUGUGGUUGAAAAGGGACCACCCAGGUUUAUACCUCCACGUGCUACCGCACCACCUAAAGCAGCUGCGGAUGAACCAUUCCAGCCUAAGCAGAAGGCGGUAUUCCGCAAACCAUUAUUCCUCAAGAGCAAGGGCCUGAGCAAACCCACACCGUUGGGUGGUGAACCUAAAGCGCCCGAGGCGACCGCCGAACCCCCAAGCGCUCCUGCGGCCAGCAAAGCGACACCUACCGAAAAGGCUAAGGUGCCAUCUCCGCCAGUAGAAGCUAAAACUGCACCAGUGCCACCGAAGGUAGCACUAAGCAAGGAUACGGUGCCUAAGAUGGCCGUAAAAGCACCUGCAAAAGCACCAAUAGAGAAACAACCGGCGCCAACACCAAAGGUGACAUUCAAAUCACCCUCAGGAGAUGCCUCUCCGGCACCGAAGGCGCUGGUAAAGACGCCAGCGAUCGCCAAGGCAGACACCGCAACAAAAGCUCCACCGGUUCUUAGCAAGGCUGUGGCCAAGGGUACUCCCGCACCUUCACCGGCAGCUGUACCCAAGGUAACACCCAAAGGAGCGCCAGCUGUCGCUCCAAAGGCUGCAGGAGUUUCGGAGGCUAAAGCACCGGGAGUCUUGCCAAAAGUUGCUCCAAAAGCAACUCCCGCCGCAACGACAACGGAUGCUGCUGCGGUAGUCCCCAAGGUAUCAUUGAUAGCUCCCAAAACCAAGGCGCUUUCGCUCACUCCUAAAGUAGCAAUGGAAAAAAUAGCGCCGAAGAUGGCCCCACCAGCAGCGGCUUCUACUGCCUCAGAAACAUCACAGGAAAAGAAACCGUUGGUACCGGUUGUUGUCAAGCCUAAAUUAUUGCUUAAGAAACCGCUGGCGCCGAAGAAGGCGUCAGGUAACGCAUUGUGA